UCCGACACCAAUGAGAAGAUGAGGGUCAUCCUAGUUGAUUGGUUAAUCGAGGUGCAUUAUAAAUUUGAGCUCAUGGAUGAGACAUUAUUCCUUAUGGUUAACAUUAUAGACAGAUUCUUAGCCCACCAAACUGUGGAACGAAAGAAACUUCAGUUGGUCGGAGUUACAGCCAUGCUUUUAGCAUGCAAGUAUGAGGAAGUUUCAGUACCGGUUGUAGAUGAUCUUAUUCUAAUUUCUGACAAGGCUUAUACAAGGAAGCAAGUUCUUUCUAUGAAAUCGAUAGUAAAUACAUUGCAAUUCAAUAUGUCAGUUCCAACUUCAUAUGUAUUUAUGAAAAGAUUCCUUAAAACGGCUCAGUCUGAUAAGAAGCUUGAACUUCUCUCAUUUUUCUUGAUCGAGCUAUCCAUGGUUGAUCAUGACAUGCUUAGGUUACCACCAUCUCUGUUAGCUGCUGCAGCCAUCUACACUGCUCAGUUUACUCUUAACAGGACUAGACAUUGGAGUAAGACCAAAAAGUGGCAUUUAUAUUACUCAGAAGAUCAAUUACAGAUGGUUGCAGGUGGUUCUGGACUCGGAACAGUGAUGGAGUGGAACACACAGACUCCCUUGUAGUGGGAUUGGGAGAAUUUAGUCAUGUUCAGUGGGAAAGUAAAUGAAAUUCCUAAGGCUUCGCAGCAACCUACUGACUGGGGUGUUGAAGGAGACGGCGGGGGAAAUCGAUAAUGGGUCUUUCUGUUCUCCGACUGGUGGUGGGAGAGAUGGUGCUAGUGGUGGUGGUCAUUCUGGGUCUGAUUUGGGAAAUAGGUCUUCGUC
Molecule: messenger RNA, 813 nt
Organism: Papaver somniferum (opium poppy)
Lineage: Eukaryota; Viridiplantae; Streptophyta; Magnoliopsida; Ranunculales; Papaveraceae
Product: G2/mitotic-specific cyclin-2-like
Exons: 5
Coding region: 19-612 (197 amino acids)
Biological process (GO): mitotic cell cycle phase transition; regulation of cyclin-dependent protein serine/threonine kinase activity
Cellular component (GO): nucleus; centrosome; cyclin-dependent protein kinase holoenzyme complex
Molecular function (GO): cyclin-dependent protein serine/threonine kinase regulator activity
Source: RefSeq, a predicted model, not a curated record